CGCAACCAAACUUAACCUAAAAACUUAGAACAAAAAUCACUUAAUCACCUUAAGAGUAAAAAUGAGUGAUUUAAUCGUCGAUUCUAACAUAAGAGGAUGGGUUUUUCUCCCAAUCGUCGUUAUAACAUUCCUUGUGGGUAUUUUGCGCCACUACAUCUCGAUACUUUUAUCGUCUCAAAAAAAGGUUGAAAUGCAACAACUUCAAGAUAGCCAAAUCUUACUUCGUUCGCGUAUUUUACGCGAAAACGCCCGUUUCAUCCCUCGAUCGGCUUUCAAUAUGCGGCGGCAAGUCUUCAACAAUCAAGAUAGCGGUUAUUUGACUCAAAAACGAGAAAGCCAAGCCCCUAAUAUGAUGACGGAUCCGAGUAUGAUGACCGAUAUGCUUAAAGGAAACAUAACGAACGUUUUACCCAUGAUUAUAAUUGGAGGAUGGAUUAAUUGGAUGUUUUCGGGAUUUAUCACCACCAAAGUACCGUUUCCUUUAACGUUAAGAUUUAAGCCUAUGCUUCAAAGAGGUAUUGAGUUGAAUCAUUUGGAUGCUUCAUGGGUUUCAUCGGCGUCUUGGUACUUUUUGAAUGUAUUUGGGUUGAGGAGUAUUUAUGCUUUGGUGUUGGGUGAAAAUAACGCUGCUGAUCAGAGUAAGCAAAUGCAAGAUCAAAUGUCUGGAGCUGCUAUGGCGAUGCCUCCCGAUCCCAAGGUGGCUUUUAAAGCCGAAUGGGAAGCUUUAGAGAUUGUCGAUCAUCAAUGGGCAUUAACGGAUGUUGAAAAUAAUUUAAUACAGAAGUAAUUAUCAUUGGAUGUAAGUGUAAUUUUAAUUUUUUAAAUUAUAUUUAAGUUAAAAAAUUUAUUAGUAAAUGAUUUAGAUUGA
This is a messenger RNA of Onthophagus taurus, 868 nucleotides long. It is a transcript of the gene EMC3, whose product is annotated as ER membrane protein complex subunit 3. Gene Ontology annotation, cellular component: EMC complex; membrane. NCBI's taxonomy places the organism in Eukaryota, Metazoa, Arthropoda, Insecta, Coleoptera, Scarabaeidae. Gene Ontology annotation, biological process: protein folding in endoplasmic reticulum. The record is from RefSeq and is a predicted model, not a curated record.